CCGGCUGGGGGCGGUAUGCACCACCUUGUUCAGCCGAAACUAAAAUCAAGAAGAAGAAGAUCCAAGAUGGCGGCCUCCACGGCGUCGCGUGAACUCUUCACGGAGGGAGUUCGGGCGGUUCUUCAGACGUGGCCGGUUCUACAGAUCGCCGUGGACAACGGCUUUGGAGGCGUUUACGGCCAGCAGAAAGCUGAUUGGAUGGUGGAUGUCGUUCAGCAGUAUUUCCAUGACAACGCUGACCUGCAGCAGUAUGAGGUGGAGGAUUUCCUGUCUCAGCUAAUGGAUCAGGAGUUUGAUACGGUGGUGGAGGACGGCAGCUUACCUCAGGUAUCGCAGCGUCUGCUGCAGCUGUUCUCCCUCUGGCAGCAGGGGGCGCUGCAGCAGCUCCGCAGCACCGUCCACAUACUGACUCAGAGCAAGACGCCAAGGGCAAAGGUCACGGCUCCACCCGCGCAGUCGGACAAGGAGGAGAGCGACGGCGAAACGCAGGGCAUGGAGUGUGAGGAGUCCCGCCCGUCCCUCAGCACCACACGUCCUCCUCCUCAGGAUGAAGAGGACGGCUGGACUGUGGUCCGGAGGAAGAAGUGACGAGCAGAACCAGAACUUUACAAACCGGACUUGAACUGGACUUUACUGUGGAGCCGCCAUGUUGGGGGCGGAGCCUCUAGGAAGGUGCUGCAAACUCCAAAUGAUCCGGUUCUGAUGGACUAGUUGGAUAACUGUCUUCGUUUAUUCAGAACAUCAAAAUGGGUCAAAUUAAACAGAACCAAUCAAUUUAAAAAUAUCAGUCCAUUAAAAAUCUUUGCAGUUCUGAUCCGUCCUGGUUCUGCUCUCAGGUCCAGCAGAACCAGAACCAGGUGGAAACUUUUAGGAUGACGGAUCCGAACUGAUCUAGUACCGUUACAGAACCACAUGCUAGCAUAUCAGACUGGACCCGGACUCUCUGGUUCUGACCCGGACUCUCUGGUUCUGUGCUGCUUUAGGUCAAAUUCUGACUGGUUCUGGAUGAUUCAGUUAUUUGAAGCUAAAAAUAUUAAAAUAUUUUAUUAUUAAUAAUGCCACCUGGCGUGUAUGGAGAUUAUCCUACUUUAUAACCAAAGGUAACGUAUUACCUUUGGUCUUACAUUACCUUAAUGUAAUGUAUGACAUUACAUUAAGGUAAUGUCCAUUAGCUAAUGCAUUAGCCUUCAGCUGCUGAUUAACGUUAGCUGCAAUUAGCAGCUAAUGAUGCUAAUUAGCUGCUGAAGCUUCUGCAGAUGUUCUGGAAUAUUUUUACUAAAAUCAUGAAGUCGUUUUUCAUGGAGUUGUUUACAAUAACUGCUCUUAUUCUGAAAGGUAAGGUGUGAUGUCAUCUCUGCUCAUGAAUAAGUAAUUAGCGCUGCUGGCCAUUGUGUUGACAUUUAACCCCCUGCAGUCUGUAUUCAGAGCUGAAUUUAAAUAAAGAUAUGAAAACAUAA
Molecule: messenger RNA, 1457 nt
Organism: Xiphophorus couchianus (Monterrey platyfish)
Lineage: Eukaryota; Metazoa; Chordata; Actinopteri; Cyprinodontiformes; Poeciliidae
Gene: tsr2
Product: TSR2 ribosome maturation factor
Exons: 5
Coding region: 16-588 (190 amino acids)
Source: RefSeq, a predicted model, not a curated record